AUGGCGCAAAAUCCUCAGGGUUCGAAACCGAAGUGGAAGGUGGGCUCUUUUCUCCAGCAGGCUGUCGCUGGUGUGGAGUCGAGAUUGGAUUUGAUACUAUCGGAAGAAGAUGAUCGGACGCAACUACCAUCAAGACCGCCAAGUGCGAACGCAACGCAGACAGGCAAUCUUUCCCGCAGCUCGUCAAACGCGCGAAAAAAUGAUCGUCUUCAAGAACGUCUCGCGCGUGCGGUUGUCAGAUCUAGCACCCCCCCGGCGGGUGCUACUCCUUCUCCCCAAAGUCGUGUCUCGUCGCCUGUCACGAGUCCGGUUCCCAGUAACGAUGCGCGCGGAAGUAUGGAUAUAGAAUCAAGUCUUGGAUCUCCCCCAAAGAAUCCCGAGAAGCCCGCAGACAGCCUUGCUAAACACGAUGAGUCUCUGUCGGCUUCCAUGGCAAACCCCAGGACCAGCCAUGAUUCCGGUGUAUCGUCUCCGGAGCAAAAGGAGGACAUCGCCUUGAACGGUGCGACAGAAGCUGUCGAAGAUAGCCGAUUAUCAGCCGAGGAACCUCGAACGUCCCGAGAUUCUCAAGAGCCCGCUCAAUCCGGCGUCGAUACUACCGCGACCACCGUCAAAACAGACCUCAAUGACCAAGAGAAAACAAUUGCGCAAAUGCAAGCAGAAUUCAAAGCCGCCGAGUCUCACUGGCAGGGAGAGAUGCACAUCUAUAUUGAACGGAUAGAUGCUUUGCAGUCGAAGCUCAAGUACUUGGCCAAAGAGGCUGCCGAGUCGGCCAAGAAAGCUGCUGCAACUGCGGAGCCCGGAAGCACAGAGAAGCUGCUCCGAGAGAAAGAUGAGAAGAUCGCGCUGCUCCUGGAGGAAGGCCAAAAACUCUCGAAGACAGAGAUGGACCAUCGGAUGGCAAUCAAACGGCUCCGGCAACAGUUGACCGAAAACUCUAAAGCUCAGGUCGAAAACAAGAAGAAGACGGACAGGCUGGAAAGGGAUCUAGUCAACGCUGAGACUAGAGCCAAGCGAGCUGAAGCUGCGGAGAAGAGAGCGGCCGACUCUUUGUCUGCUCAGAUGAAAAUGUCUCGAGAUUUUGAGGCCAUCUCAUCAGAGCGCAAUUCUCUUAGUCAAACUGUCCAAGAGCUGAAGGGUCAGCUCGCCCGAGCUGUAGCACGCGCUGAAGCGGCUGAAGCGAAAGCUCAGUCCGAUGCUCUGGAGAAAGAGAAGCGGCGUGCUGCUGAGUUGGAGGAGGAGCUCACAAAUACCAAGAUUGAACGCGAUAUAAACGAAGAGAAGCUGAGAAGAGAGAUCGAUGAUCUCAAGAAUGCCGUCGAACAAGAAAAAGAGAGGGCUCAUGCGCUCGAGAUUGAAUUGAAAGGCGAGCAGUCCAUCUUGGAAAGCAAACUGGAGUCCCUUCGAUUCAAAGCAGAAGAAGCUUCUUCUGGGGUUGCCAGUGAAUCACAGGCAAAGCUGCUCCGACAGAUAGAAACUUUGCAGACCCAAUAUGCUGUUGCCAGUGAAAAUUGGCAGACCCUUGAGGGCUCCCUUCUUUCGCGGCUAGCAAAUGUGGAAAAGGAGCGCGAUGAGGUUGCCCGGCGAGAAGGAGAGUUGCGUCGAAAGGUCCGGGAAGUGAAUCUCAAGUCGAAGCGAGUCGAGGAGGAACUGGAAGUCGCAAAGGAAACAGAGCAAGACCUCCAGGUGAAACUCGAGGAACGCAUACAAGAACUCAAAAAGCUGGAGCAAAAGCUCAAGAAGGCCACAGACGACUUAGCCUCGGCGCAAAAAGACUUCGUCGAACAGAAGAAAGUCUGCGACCUGACAUGGACGCAGAAACUUGAGGAAGAGCGAGCCAAAUGGCGAGAACAGAUUGCCCCAUCCCCGAACUUCCUCCAGCAGCCUCGAACAGGAUCACCCGUUGCAUUCAGCCGUCGACCGAGCAACUUGGACCCUGUCGCGUCCCUAUCCGACUACCGUCCUAGCAGCCGACGUGCUUCGACCUUACCUAUGACAUCGCCAGAAAUAGGCACUCCGUCGCGACAAAAUUCAUUCCCAGCUUCGACGCAUGCCGUGCUGUCUCCUCCAGUGACAAACAGCGCUUCCACCCCGCAUAUUACCGACGCGCCUUCAAUAACUUUUGAACCGGAUGAGUUCUUUAGUGGCUCUGGCACUCCUUCUGCAUCUGGCGGCGCUCACACCCAGCCUUCCCGCGGUAUCAACGACAUCAUCUCCGAAUCCACUGUCGGUGCUGGCCCCUCAGUGCAACUGGUAGAGCGGAUGAGUGCCACAGUUCGUCGGCUGGAAAGUGAGCGAGCCGCAUCGAAAGACGAGCUCGCACGGAUCACAUCCCAGCGCGAUGAAGCUCGGCAGCAAGUGGUUGAUCUUAUGCGAGAGUCGGAAGAGAAAAAGGAAGCCGAUGCUCGCGUGCAAGAGUUGGAGCGGCGGCUUGAGGAAUUGGACCAACGAUAUCAGACGACCCUCGAGAUGCUAGGUGAAAAGAGCGAAAGGGUGGAAGAGCUCCAAGCUGAUAUUGUGGAUAUCAAGCAGAUGUACCGCGAACUGGCCGACAGAACCAUGCGGUAG
Molecule: messenger RNA, 2568 nt
Organism: Aspergillus terreus NIH2624
Lineage: Eukaryota; Fungi; Ascomycota; Eurotiomycetes; Eurotiales; Aspergillaceae
Product: M protein repeat protein
Exons: 3
Coding region: 1-2568 (855 amino acids)
Cellular component (GO): endoplasmic reticulum; Golgi apparatus
Source: RefSeq, a predicted model, not a curated record